Molecule: messenger RNA, 1524 nt
Organism: Rotaria sp. Silwood2
Lineage: Eukaryota; Metazoa; Rotifera; Eurotatoria; Philodinida; Philodinidae
Source: the annotation of a GenBank genome assembly
AUGCAUCGUUUUACUGAUAUAGAAUCGACUCCGAAACGACUUACACCAGUCUACGGAUACUUAGCGCAUCAACUAUUACCUCUACAGAAAGCUCUCGAACCUAUCUCGUCUCAGAUCAAUCAACUGGAUCGUUUUAGUAAAAUAGCUAAAAAUGAAUGUCACUUCCCUUCUGAGCAUGGACUUACUCGAGAUGAAUCAGCUGCUGUUUUUCUCUAUACAAUGGAAUGUGGUGAGAAUAGUUUAUACCAAGUCAUUAAUCGUGCUCUUCGUGCUGAGGAUCGAUCAUCAUUAAAGCCAUGGUUUGGCUAUCUUAAGCUUUUUGAUACAGGCGUACAAAAGUUACCUACUGUUCGAAAAAAUCUAUGGCGUGGUGUUCCAACAGAUAUAGCGAAGAACUUUAAAAAAGGAGAUGAAUUCACUUGGUGGACUAUUAGUUCAUGUUCAACUUCAGUUAAUAUCAUUAAAGAUUUUCUCGGGUCCAACUCAACAUUAUUUUUGAUUGAAGCUGUGAAUGGAAAAGAUAUUUCACGGUACACCAAUUUUCCAAGUGAGAGUGAAGUUAUUCUUUGUCCAGGCACUCGACUUCGUGUUGUCAGUGAUCCUCUUGAUCAACCACCCAUGCAUAUAGUCCAUUUACAAGAAGUUACUGAUGAAACCGAGGACCAAUUCACAACCUCUUUUCAUGCAAUGACAGUGACAUCUCCCUCAAAAACUGAAUCUAUGCCUACAUCGGUAAAUGUUCAGUGUCCACACAUUCAAAUUCUAAUUGAUGACUGGGGUAAUAGAUAUGAAGGAGAAUUGAAAGAAGGGAAAAGGCAAGGUAAAGGAAAAAUGGACUUCGCGAACGGCGGCAAAUAUACAGGUGAUUGGGUCGAUGGCAUAAUAACAGGCCAAGGUGUUUAUAUUUGGGCUAAUGGUGAUCGUUACGAGGGACAAUGGAAAGAUGGCAAAAACAAUGGCAAAGGUACAUUUGUUUCGGCAACAGAUGCUAAUGGAGCUAGCAGAAAGUACACAGGCGAUUGGAUCGAUGACGUAAAAACAGGCCAAGGUGUUUACAUUUGGGCUAAUGGUGAUCGUUACGAGGGACAAUGGAAAGAUGGCAAAGAACAUGGCAAAGGUUCAUUUGUUUGGGCACCAGAUGCUAAUGGAGCUAGCAGAAAGUACACAGGCGAUUGGAUCGAUGGCGUAAGAACAGGUCAAGGUGUCUACGUUUGGGCUAAUGGUGAUCGUUACGAGCUGAGAUAUUCACAAAUCACUCAACAGCAAUUGGGACAAUUUAAAGAUGACAAAAAAAAUGGCAAAGGUACAUUUGUUUCGGCAACAGAUGCUAAUGGAGCUAGCAGCAAGUACAAAGGCGAUUGGAUCGAUGGCGUAAGAACAGGUCAAGGUGUUUUCAUUUGGGCUAAUGGUGAUCGUUACGAGGGACAAUGGAAAGAUGAUAAAAUACAUGGCAGAGGCAAAUUGACAUAUGCUAAUGGUACAAUCAAAGAGGGAAUGUGGUCAAACGGCACUUUUGUUGGCUGA